Messenger RNA from Oreochromis niloticus (Nile tilapia), 3217 nucleotides. RefSeq names its product regulator of microtubule dynamics 2 (gene rmdn2). The transcript is spliced from 11 exons. NCBI's taxonomy places the organism in Eukaryota, Metazoa, Chordata, Actinopteri, Cichliformes, Cichlidae. The record is from RefSeq and is a predicted model, not a curated record. Gene Ontology annotation, molecular function: microtubule binding. Bases 298 to 1527 code for a protein of 409 amino acids. Gene Ontology annotation, cellular component: mitotic spindle pole; cytoplasm; mitochondrion.
UUAAAGUCACCUUUUUGGGGAUUUAUAUUGGACAUGAUAUAUGUUGAUAACUAGAUAACUAGGGAAACUCUAUCAGAUAAAGCUUGAUAUGCUUGAAGAUCAUUUUUUUAAUGCUUUAGUGCUUCUCUGUUUAAUCAGACCCUGUAAGGACAGUUCCAUGAUUGCAGAGUGCAGGUCCAAGGUUUAUGCAGUGAUAAUACAUGUGCUUAGCAGCUUUUUAAAUCCUGGAGGACAUUCUGCUCAGGCUCACUGCAGAGAGACACUUGUGUGAGUGAAGCAUACACAGCGGUUUGCAGGAUGGCCCAGACAGACAGCAAGGUACUGGUUUUGGGAGCGUUAGCUGGAGUGGCUGGUGUCAGCUUGGCUGUGGUGUGUUACCAAAGUUUUAGGUCUCGGCGAAGAGGCUCGUGCCCGGGGUUCCAACUUCACCGCACUAAUGAGCAAGGGUAUGGUCUCACGCUGGUGGAUGGUCCUGGUCUGCCCAGCGGUCAGGCCGAAGUGCUGGAUCGCCUUGAAGCCUUGAUUCAGUGUGUGUCGGAGCUGAAGGAUGAAAUGAAGGCGUUGAAGAACGCUCUGCCAUCGCUGCAAGACCAGGUCAGAGAGGAGUUCAGGGGACGUGAAGAGGCGCGGCGAACUGGCUCUCUGCACAGGACUACGCCAACACGAAGGAAAAGAACUGCAGCCACUGUCGCUGAGGCCAGAGCUACAGGCCGGAGCUCAGAGGAAGCAGAGAGUGAAGGAGGGUACAUGACUGCGCUGACAGACUCAGAGGAGGAUGAGCUAAGUGAUGCAGAAGAGAGGGAUCAAGAGCAUCCCGUGGACAAGUUGUCUCUCCUCAUUGAGCAGAUUGACCGUUUGCAUCAGGGCUGUGACUCUGACAAACGGGAAAGUCUUAAUAUCCUUUUGGAACAAAGAGAAGAGUUUGGACAAAACUCAACGUUUCUUUGGCGGCUAACCCGAGCUUACUGUGACGUUCAUGACAUCAGCUUGACUCUGGAGGAGAAGAAGACCUACGCAGAGACUGGGAAGAAAGUUGGCGAGGAAGCAGUGAGCUUUAAUCCUACAUGUGCUGAAAGUCAUCAGUGGUAUGCCAUCAUGUGUGGAAUUAUGGCCGAAUAUGACACCAUCCAAAACAAGAUAAAGAACGGAUACGUCUUUAAGGAUCAUCUGGAUAAAGCCAUUGAGCUGAAGCCACAGGAUCCGCUGUCCUACUACCUUCUGGGCCGCUGGUGCUACGCUGUGUCUCAGUUAUCGUGGAUUGAGAGGAAAGUUGCUUCAACUCUGUUUGGAGAACCGCCAAGCGCGACAGUUGAAGACGCACUGAAGAAUUUCCUUAAGGUUGAGGAGCUCCAUCCAGCUUAUUCUAAACUCAACUAUGUGUUUCUGGCUAAGUGCUACAAAGACUUGGGCCAGUGCGAAAAGGCUAAGAAGAUGUGUCAAGCUGCUUGUUCAAUGAGUGCUGAAUCCAAAGAGAAUGAAGAGGCACAAAAGGAGCUGAGUUUACUGUGCCCAGCACUUGGAGUGUGACAGCAGAGGAAAGGUUUUUGGGAAUCAGUUUGCGAGUACUGCAGCUGCAUGUGAUAGACCAUCGUGUUUUUUCACUCUGUGAGUGUAGAUAGCGCCCGUGGGUGCAAAAGGCUACCGCAUCCAGAUCAUCUGUUGUACCUUUCCAGUCAUAUUUGUAUUAUGAUAUUUUUAAAAGUAGAAACCAAUCAUCAUAAAGGAUUCCAGCUAAAUGAGUGAGCUAAACUAGUUUUCUUCAGUUUAUAGCAGUGCGUAGCAGACAUUCUCUGAGGUCUGAUUGCUCUGAUAGGAAACUUAAUUCCAGUGUGUCUCAGGUUGAUAACACAGACCUGUAGCCUUUUGGGAAAGUGACAAACAGGAUUUGUUGUUCCGUCCUAUCAGAUCAGACAAUGACGCACGCAAACAUUUUGCAUUGCCGUGACCACUGAACGGCCACCACCACCCUCCCGAUACAAACCAGCAAUAAUAGUCUCUUUUAACAUUCACAUGCAGACUUUACGAGAUGAUUUUCUCACAGAUAUAUUCUCUGAUCAUGACUCGAACUCGUUUACCUCCUGCUCCUCAGUUUCUGUGACAGCAGAACCACCAAAUGAAGUGUAGUAUUGGACAGUAGUACGUUCUGUGUGUACACUACACACCUGAAGUCCUAUAUUUAAUGUGCCCUUUUGCAUGUUUGCCAGAUCAUGGAAAAAAUGACACCAUAAAUGAUGUCAGUGACUUCCUCUUAAUAGAUUCAAAGAGCACCUGUACAGGAACACAACAGGUUCUUUUUGAACAGAAGCGCCUUUUACUCCAGAGUUCCUAUUCCUGGAAGGUUUCCUCCUCUUAUAGGUCACCAAGAACAUUUGAUUUUCCACGCUUUCAUUUUUUUAACCUUUGAAAUUGAGCUCUGAUGCACUCACACGUGAUUGGUUUGAAACAUAUUAGGAAUUUUUCUGAGACAGAAUUUUUUUUGGGGGGGGAGAGCUAUGUAACAUGUACCACAUGAAUCAGGAAACCGAGGUAAAAAGGUGUUUGAUGUAUAUAGAGAGAUGUCAUUAUACUGCAUAUAUAGUAAAAAACAAAUGAAUCUGGUGUUCAUGUAAAAAGAGUCACUGACAGGAAAUCUGAGGGCAUGUUUUGUGUUUUGUGUUUUUUUUUGGUUUUUUUGCCAUCAAAAACACAAAAUCAACAACAACAAAAACAACAGGACUGUCUGUUAAAACCGAUCAAUAACGCCGGGUUGCAGACUCGUUGCUUUAUCGUGACACAGCGGUGAAUUCCUGGUUGCGUAAUGCCACUAAAAUGUGACCCAAUCAGAUUGAAACGAAGUUUGAAUGUUUUCUUUUAUUACUCUUUUACAUAUUCUCAGCUGUUUUUUUUUCAUUAUUAUCUCCGCUCAGUGAAGAAAAACAUGCAUAUUGAUUGAAAACGUCGGUGCUGUUGAUACUGGAAAUUAGUUUAGGGCUUUUAUUUUUUAUUUCAUUGUAUUUUUUAAGUCUACGUUCAAAAUGAAUUAUUUUGAUUUGUUGCUUUAUGGAUUUUUCUACCAACACUACGAAUGUUUUUCUUUUUUUUCUAAUGCCAUAAUGAGUUCCUCAAGGUUGUAUCGCAUCGGAUGGAGAUUAUGCAUUAUACUUGUGCUGUAUUUUAGACAGUGUGUGUUUAAUGAUUGAUGGUACUGGAAUCUACAAUUAAAUCUGUGCAAUCCUGA